AACACGGACAAGGACAGCAAAGUCGAACUCUAUCAGUUGCCUGUUUUUUGACUAUGAGCAUAAACUAGAUAAUGGAUUGGAAAGAGCUGGCAGCUCAGAAGCUGAAUCUUUCCUCCAAGCGGAAGAAAAACCUGCCUUCUCUGCUUAACCCGCAAGAACCCUCCAUCUACCCGACCAACUUCAGCGGUAUCCUGCAGGUCUCGCCACCCCCUGCCCCACCAUGUCUGCUCCGUGCUGUUUCCAAAGUGAAGGAAAAUCCAGGGAUGGGAAAGGUGAAAGUGAUGAUGCGUAUCUGUCCGUCUCUGGAGGCUGCAGACUCCUCAGAGUCUCAGUCUUUCUUGAAAGUAGACAGUAGGAAGAAGCAGCUGACCCUCUACGAUCCUGCGUCCAGCCCACACUCUAGUUCAGGGCACAGGAGAUCCGCCACUGUGGCCGUCCCAAAGAUAUUUGCCUUUGAUGCUGUUUUUACCCAGGAUGCUUCACAAGCUGAGGUGUGCUCAGGGACAGUAGCUGAGGUCAUCCAAUCUGUGGUGAAUGGUGCAGACGGCUGCAUCUUCUGCUUUGGCCAAGUAAAGCUCGGCAAGACAUACACCAUGAUUGGCAAAGACAGCUCCACUCAAAGCCUAGGCAUUGUGCCCUGUGCCAUUUCUUGGCUCUUCAAGCUCAUCAACGAGCGCAAGGAGAAGACGGGCACGCGCUUCUCAGUCCGCGUGUCUGCAGUGGAAAUCUUUGGAAAAGAUGAGGAGCUAAAGGACUUGCUGUCUGAGGUGUCGUCCGGCAGCCUGCAGGAAGGCCAAUCCCCGGGAAUCCACCUGAGAGAGGAUCCCAUCUGUGGCACUCAGCUUCAAAACCAGAGUGAGCUUCGUGCCCCAACUGCUGAGAAAGCCGCCUUCUUCUUGGAUGCAGCCAUUGCUGCCCGGAGCACCAGCAGACCGAAUGUUGAUGAGGACGAGCGACGGAACUCCCACAUGCUGUUCACACUGCACAUUUACCAGUACCGCAUGGAGAAGACUGGAAAAGGGGGAAUGUCGGGUGGACGAAGCAGGCUGCACCUUAUUGACUUGGGGAGCUGCGAAAAGGUCCUGAGUAAAAGCAGAGAUGGAGGAGGAGGCUUGUGUCUUUCCCUGAAUGCACUGGGAAACGUCAUAAUGGCUUUAACAAAUGGAGCGAAGCAUGUACCCUACAGAGACAGCAAACUGACAAUGCUGCUGAGGGAGUCCCUUGGCAACAUCAACUGCAGAACAACUAUGAUUGCCCACAUCUCAGAUUCCCCAGCCAACUAUGCUGACUCGCUCACCACUAUCCAGCUGGCAUCCCGGAUCCACCGAAUGAGAAAGAAGAAAUCUAAGUAUGCAUCUAGUUCAUCUGGAGGUGAAAGCUCGUGUGAGGAAGGGAGGAUCCGGAGGCCCCCCCACCUCAGGCCUUUUCACCCUCGGACAGUAGCCCUGGACCCAGACCUGCCCUGUUUGCUCAGUGACCCAGAAUACUCCUCUAGUAGUGAGCAGUCUUGUGAUACUGUUAUUUAUGUGGGCCCUGGGGGAACUGCAAUCUCAGACAGGGAGCUUAGUGACAAUGAAGGCCCACCUGCCUUUGUUCCAAUUAUCCCUUCUCUGAACAAGAAGAAGUCUGCAAAAGAGGGCCCUCUGGACAGAGACCAUUUCUUUAAAUGCAACACAUUUGCUGAACUGCAAGAGAGGCUUGAGUGCAUAGACGGCAGUGAAGAACCUACUGCUUUCGUUGGAGAGGGAAAACGAUCCCAGGCUAGCCCCAAGAUGGACAAAUCUAAAGAGAGCCAAAGCUCUGUUUCACCAAAGACUGUAGCAAAUAUUUCUUACAACCAAGAGGGUAUCUCACCCAAACAAUCUCCUAAAUCGGUCCCCCGCAGCCAUCUUGCAGUCCCAGUGCCAAAUCUAAAGUUGACAGUUAGUGCAAACAAACUGGCACCUGCCGCUGCCCCACCUACUGAACCUGUGGUGAGAGAGAAGAUUUACUCCAGCAAGAAAUCCUUGCCAAAGCCAGCCCCGCCUCCUUCACAGCAGAGAGAAAAUACUGACAAUGAGGAAAGAUCAAGCACCAGAAUGCCACCUGUUGGAAUGAGCCACCAAGCUGCGAAAAGAAGGGAUCCGUGCACUUCGCCUUUACUUAGAGCUCCGGUGGAGGUGUGCCAGGUACGCUCGACGUUGAGGGAAAGAUGUCUGGACCGGGACAUCCUUAGAGCGACUGUCACCCUGCAGCAGCCUGUGGAGCUGAACGGAGAGGAUGAGCUGGUGUUCACUGUGGUGGAGGAGCUAUCUAUAGGCAGUAUAGUAGAUCAAGGCCGGCCAUCGAGCAUUAUUAGCUUUAACAGUGACUGCUCUCUUCAGGCCCUGGCCUCUGGUUCUCGACCUGUCAGCAUCAUCAGUAGCAUCAAUGAUGAAUUCGAUGCCUACACAUCAGCCGCUGGAGGGUCAGAGGUGAACAUUUCAGUGGUCACAGCCCCUCAGGAGGGAGGAAUGGCGUGUAUAGACAGCAGAGGUUCAUCUAUCAGUUCUUGGCUGAGUGAGGUUAGUGUCUGCACCUUGGAAAGCGAAGGGGCUCAUUCCACAGACGUCUUCCUUCCACAGGCCAAACACAUGGGCCCAGAGGCCACCGUUUACUUUGACUCCCUGGAUAUGUUUAAUUGUGUCUCCUCGCCUAGAAAUGCCAAGAACUCCCUAAAUGACAGCGGAUUUAGUUUUUCUGAACUAGACAGUGAUAGCGCCGCCUCAAGCAAGCUGUCACUGACAAAGUGCCCCCCAUCACCAGAAUCAGCAAAAGGCUCCCUAAAAUUUACAUCUAAAAUAACUAAAGCUCACUCGCUUAGCUCCUCCCACAGGCAAUACCAGCAAAUUUCUCAGAAAUCCCCCCAGUGGCAUCCCUUCCAGCAAAACGUCCAGCAACACCAACAGUGUACCUCGCUCUCCCAAUGUGCAGGGUCUACCUCAGCCCAAAGGGUGGUUGAUGGCUUGAGAAAAUCCAGUCUUGACCAUAAAACGAAGACACUGCUGCCCCAAAGUGCCUUAAAGACAGCAUAUGGGGAGGCAGGAAGGACCUAUGGAGCGAGGGCGGCUGUAUCAGAAGAUGAGCUUGAGGUAUGCCACAGAGUAGACAGUUUCAAAACCUCCAGCCUCAACACGGCCAAAGUUACCUCCAGUUUGAAGGCCAAAGGGCCUAGAGGAGAGGCUGGGCAGCACUAUGGCAGUCAGAUAUCACUGGAAAGGUGUGAAAGUCUGUCCUUAUCAGGUUCCAGAGCUGCGCUUAGUAGAGAGAACAGCGGGGCAAGUCUUGGCAGCAGUAGUAGCAAAUCAAGCAAGUCCAUUUCGCGAUUCGGUAUUCCCAAUUCAUCCAGCGCUCCUAUUGCUUCCUGUCCAUCCUCCCAAGUGGAGGAAAUGUCAGCAAACCUGGACAGCCAACAGCUCCAAGGGCUUAAGCUCCUCCACAAAGUCUUUGGCCGCCCAUCUACCAGAAACACUAAUGCCAACCUCCCUCCUUCUGGACGGACAUCGGCUCCUCGGACCACCGCUGCAGUCACCAGCAAGCCUGGAAGAGGCACUAUCAUGGGCACAAAGCAGGCCAUUAGAGCUGCAAAUAGCCGUGUGAGUGAACUGGCAACAGGCAACAUAUCAGGAAAACACGUGAAAGCUUCAGCAGACUCAGACAGUGGGAAUGACAGCGGGGUGAAUGUGAGUGAUGACAAAUCCCCAGUAGCCAUGCUGCCUUCUCCAUACAGUAAAAUCACAGCACCCAGGCGGCCUCAGCGCUACAGCAGUGGCCACGGCAGUGACAACAGCAGCGUGUUGAGCGGGGAGCUACCUCCGGCGAUGGGACGCACAGCUCUGUUCUACCACAGCGGUGGCAGCAGCGGAUAUGGCAUGAUCCGUGACAGUGAAGCCACAGGCAGCGCUUCCUCUGCCCACGACUCUAUGAGCGAGAGCGGCUUCUCAUCUUCAGGGAGAGCAAAGAGCUCCAAGUAUCCCAAGAAGAGAGCAACAGGCUUCCAAAGAAGACGGCUAAUCCCAGCACCCCUGCCAGACACAGCAUCUCUGGGGAAGAAGGUGAGCACAGCAGGUCAGUGGGUGGACUUGCCUCCUAUGUCUGGACCACUGAAGGAACCCUUUGAGAUCAAGGUGUAUGAGAUCGACGAUGUGGAACGGCUCCAAAGGCGCCGUCAGGAGGAAACCGCAGAGGGCCUGCUGUAUUUUAACAGUAAGCUGAAGAUGCUUGAGAGAAGGCAACAGCAAGUGAAGGAAGUGAGGGCAAAGCAUCAAGUGUUAUUGGAGGAGCUGGAAGACACGAAGGCCCGACUGAUGAUGGACCCCAGCAAGUGGAUAGGAGAGUUUGAGGUGGACCAGAAUUUGGAUAAAGAAUCUCCAGAGUAUCUGGAGGCCUUGACACAGGCCACAGAGGAGCUGGAGUUCUGCGUCAACCUGUGCAAGGCCCGUGUCAUGAUGGUGACGUGCUUUGACAUCAGCAUGUCAACACCUGGCACUCAGGAGGGGCUACGUGAAGUCGAAGUCUGAGGACAAAAGUAAGUAGGAGCGGGAA
Molecule: messenger RNA, 4563 nt
Organism: Maylandia zebra (zebra mbuna)
Lineage: Eukaryota; Metazoa; Chordata; Actinopteri; Cichliformes; Cichlidae
Source: RefSeq, a predicted model, not a curated record